This is a messenger RNA of Monodelphis domestica (gray short-tailed opossum), 6549 nucleotides long. RefSeq lists its product as uncharacterized. The record is from RefSeq and is a predicted model, not a curated record. Gene Ontology annotation, cellular component: membrane. NCBI's taxonomy places the organism in Eukaryota, Metazoa, Chordata, Mammalia, Didelphimorphia, Didelphidae.
UAAAGUAUGAGGAUCAAGAGAAUGACAGUUAUCAACAACGCAAGGAUCUAACACAACUCUCAGAAACCAGUAAGGAAAAAGGUGAUAUAGAAGAAACCUACAGUCUGAAUGCAAAUUUAAGAACGCCAUUCUUCGCUUUAUUUUUUCCAUGAAUUUUUGUCUAGUAUGAUGCAACAUGAGGCAACAUGGAAAUACGUGGUGUAUAUUAACACACGUACAACCUAUAUCAGGUUACCUUCAGUCUUAGAGAAGACAGAGUGGUGGGGUGGGAGGAAGAGAGAAAGAGAACAUGGAUAGCAAAAUGUCAGGAAAGGAUUAUUGAACAUUGUACCUAGGUAAUCUGAGGAGGAAAAAAAAGAUUUUAAAAAAGAAAAGAAAAGAAAAUCCCCUCGCCUUAGAAGAGUCAGGAGAGCUGGAGUGGAGGGACAGGUCAGAGUUCCCUCCCUUGGAGCCAAACUCUAUGGGAACUUUUUCUGCAGAAAUAGAUGACUAAGCGGUGAGUCAAGGCUUGGCUACAGAAGAGGAUGGAAGGUUUGAAAGAAGGGGGAGUGUUUGACCGGUUCUGUCUCUAUUUCUAUCUCCUGGAACAGAGACAGAGAGGGACGUCAAAUCAUCUGAAAAAAAAAUAAUUAAAAACAAAAGCCUUGGGAAAGAAAAGUUCGUUGUGUUCUCUGCCCUGUGCAUCAGGUGGGAGGAGGGAGAAGCACGGAAGGGCGGUGUUGGUGCCGGCCCCUUUCAGUACCCCCAUCCCUUUCUGGGCUCUUUCUCAAUCGCUGACUCAGCUGACGAGUCUAGGCUCUUGAAACGAUUGAAAGGAUUCAGCUGAAGAAAAAAGGAAGUUUGUAAGGAGAGAUAAGAGUUGAGCUGUCCCGUCCACCCGGCUCAGUUGCAUCAGCGAAUGGUGAAGUAGUUGCGGAGCCCCGACAAACCAGGUUACUGGGGUUGUCAAGGAGGCUCAGGAGUGUUUCCUCCCAGCAGCUUUGUGGGCGGGAGCCUGGGCCGGCUUGAGGGAUAGGGAGGCCUUUCUUGCUAAUGGAACAGACAGGCACGUGGGAGCUCAGAACUGGAGGAGACUGGAAACUGAAGGCUGGAGGAGGCUGUGUAGCUCCCACUCUGGGCGCUACCAGGAGGAAUUUGAGCUCCCGGGUGUCAAGAGGUCCUUUCUGCCUGCCAAAGUGGGAACCUCCACAGCUCAUGGCCAAAGUUCAUGGGAUCCAGAAGAAUGAGCACCCAGUAGGAGUUAUCUUCAUGAUGCUGAGGUUGCUGUUUCUUGGUUCCAUGCUUUUGAGAGGCACCAUUGUCUCUGCAGUGGAGAUAUCCUCUCUGAACGGGACCGUGGGAAAAUCUAUCCUGCUCUGUAUAGCCACAGAUUAUGGAAAUGAGACUCGGUCAAUUGAAUGGAUUGAUAAGACUCACAAUCAACUCCUGUUCAAGAUCCAGCCAGGGGAAACUGAGUCAAACUGGACUACCACCCAGGACACAUACAAAGGGAGGCUGUCUGUACAUGAUAUGGGUUGUCUGAAGAUUGAGAAUCUGACCUCUGAAGACAGUGGUCUCUAUGAAGUAGAAAUCAAGUUGAACACUGGAGAAAUAAAACCUCAGAUCUUCAACGUGACUGUGUCUGGCACUGUGACUACAGGAUCCAACAUGAAACCACAGAAUUACUGGAUCUCAAUUGGCAUCCCAGUGGGUAUAGUCUGUGUUGUCCUCCUAGGGAUCGGAGUCCUGCUGUGUAAAGGCUUUUUCAAAAAAAGAAAAACGCCACAAGUGCAAAAUCUCAAGGAUGAGAGAAGACUAGAGGAGGGAAGGGCAGCUUAUCCAAAUGAUUUCCCUUCACAUCAAGAAUUCCAGAUUAAGGAAACAUACAGAGCCUGUAAAAAUGAACUCCCAACCCUUGAAGGAAAUUCUCCUGUGGAAAGUCUUUCUUCUUCUCGGGAUCCUCUCCUGGACACUAGUCACCCUGGACAGACUGAAGGGAGCCAACCUGAGAAGUACAAAGUCAACAUGUCUCAAUCAGACUGCCUACUGCCCCCCAUCCAUUCCUCAGGUUCCUCAGUCCCUGUUGGAAAUCAAACACACUGAAACCAACCAGGACCCUCCAUUCAUAAUCUGCAUGGUUGGCCAAAGGAAAGAGCUACCCUUUCUCCUCCCUUUAUCCAUGCUAGGACUAACUAAAGGGACCUCCUUCCUCAAAUGUUGCAGUAGAUUAAUAGAAUUAUCUGGGGAUUAAUAGAUUAAUAGAUAAUUAAUAGAUAAUAGUAGAUUAAUAGAAUUAUCCCCAUGGCUACUGGGACUUUAGGGUCAAUGAAGGAGGUAUCCCAACAUACAAGGAGGCUGGUGAAAAGAAAAAAGUCAUAGCUAAGUUUUUCCUCAGCUGGGGCAUAAUCUAGACCCAUGGUGGCAAACCUAUAGCACUGUCAAUAUGGAAUCUAGGAAUCCUAAACUUGAUACUGUUAACUUGGAAAUAAUACAGAACUAUUAAAUAGUCAGAAAAACCAAGUCUUUAAUCAAGAUAGGGAUAAGUCCAAUUUGGCCCUUUACUCAGAGUUGGCACCACAUCCUUUUCAGGGUGCAAACCCUGGACUCUGGGGAUGUUAUCCCUAGGGAGAGCCACAACGCUAGAUGACAACUCCAAGGAACAAAAGAACUUGGGGAACCUAUAUACUCUUUGGAAAUCCAGGGGCAGGGAAUGAUGAUUGACAUUACUAUGGCUACAAGGAAAAUGGGAGUGUUCAAAGUACACUGAUAAGAUACAAUCAAGCUAGAAGCUAGGGUGCAAGAGAAGGGGGCUGCUUACAAUGGUUACUAAAGGAUGGUUCAUGCCCAGGUCUGACCUUCCUGAGAAAGGUUCUAAUAUAAUAGGGGACACUACCUAAAACAAAGAAAGUCCUUAGCAUAUGCUUAUCUCAACCAACCAGAAUUAUCAUUUCCCUUCAGGGUAGAUUCUAUGGGACCAGGGAAAAGGGACAAGCUUUUGGAAUCUCUAAUCUACAAGCUAAAUCUAAAAUUGGGGUUCAUCAGAUCCCACUAGGCCACAAGUUUGGGAUUCCUAAAUUCCAUGUUGACAUUACCUAGUGAGAUCUGAUGAACCCCAAUUUUCAGGACUAGCUUGUAGAUUGGAGACCCCAAAGCUUGUACUUGUUCCCUGUUCCCAUGGGAAUCUACCCUGAAGGGAAAUGACAAUCCUGGUUGGGUGAGAUAAACAUAUGCUAAGGACCCUCUUUGUUUUAGGUAGUCUCCCCUAUUGUAUCAGACCCUUUCCCAAGAAGAUCCACACCUGAGCAGGAACCAUUCUUUAGUAUCCAUUGUAAGCAGCCCCUUCUCUUAUACCCUAGCCUCUAGCUAUGAUUCUUUGCCCAAGCUUGAUUGUAUCUUGUCAAUGUAGUUUGAACACUCCCAUUUUCUUUGUAGCCAUAGUGAUGUCAAUCAUCUUUCCCUACCCCUCGGUUUUCCCAAAUGGUAUAUAAGUUCCCCAAAUUCUUUUGUUCCUUGGAGUCCAUCCUGAGUCCGUGGCACUCCCAGGGGUCAGUGACCAGGGCAUCUAGACUCUGUGCAGUCUUGGGAAGCAGCUCUGUUGUCGUACUUAGUAGCGCUAACCCCUUUUCCCUUGAUUAAAGAGUGAUUUUGACUAUUUAAUAGUUUGACAUUAAUGGAGGUCCCACCGAGAUCUGAAGUCUCUGCUGCCUGAGCCCUCCUGCUAACGAGGACCUCACACAACCCGUUUGGGGUUGGGUCAGGAGUCUGGAUAGCAAGGGCCAGGUAAGCGGCUCUCUCCGAGGUAGGACUCACACGUCUGGUUUGGGAGUGACUCGCUCUUUAAUUAAGGGAUUCUUAGUUGAGCACCUGUGGGGUACACAGCCACAUGGUCCAUAUUCACCCGGGCGCUAUAGGACAUGGGUAACAGCUUGUCUGUUGUCCCAAAAAUUGGUGGGGGCAGUCAGCAGCCCAGUGGGGGCAGUCAGCAGCCCAAAGAACCACCUAAUGAUAUGGCCAUUUUAAGGUUUGAGAAGAUGAGAAGAUGGCAGAGUCUGGCCCCAACACAUAUUGGACAACAUGGGGUCUAGUUUAACCUGGCUUCAAUUUUUUUUUAAUUUUUUUUUCAAAUUUUUCAAUUAUUUAAAAAAUAUAUAUUUUUUCAAUUUAUUUUUUCAAUGAGUUUAAUUAGAUUUUGGGUGUGUGUGUUAGUGCCUGUGUGAGUGCAACAGUGUCUAUGCUAAAGGUGAGGGCAAGGAGAGCAGUUCAGAAGCAUGAAAGUUUGGCUGAAAGUUUUGAAUGGGAAGCUUGAGUUGGAGUGUGAGAGCCUGAGUGUUCAAUUGCGAGUCUGAGUAAGUUGAUUAAAAUAGAGAAAAUUUCUUCAUGAAUUGAGAUGCCAUGGCUUAAGGUUUAAGUGGUUAUAAAGUUUUGAAAAAAAAAGCUUCUCAUAGAAGCUUAAGAACUUAAGUUCUGGAUUUCUUCUCAAAAAAUUUUGUGGGCUUUUGCUUAUAUUGUAUGUCUAAUGUACUUAUUAGGCGGAGACCACUAAUAAUUUCAAAUGCUUGUGAUUUAAAGGUUAGCAAAUAAUGUCUGAAAGUUGUGUUAACAAUGAAUUCCUCCCAAAAGUUGAAGAGGCAAGACUGGAGCUGGUGAUCUGUGUUAUGGGCAGGAAGGAUACCCUUUGGGGUUCGGGCAGGAUACCUUUUGCAAGCAUGCAAUGACUCCAAAACUUAGCUUAAAAACAAAAAGAGAUUUAUUAAUUUAGAGAGUAAUGUUGAGAGUGGCCAGGAGGAUAGCAAGGUAGAACAGCAAGAUGGGGAGCAGUUCCCUGGGAGGACAGCAUGAAAGGAAAGGCUGUUCCCCCAUGGGGACAGCAUGGAUGGAGAGGCUGUCCCCCAGAUGACAUCAGUUCUGGGGUUUAUAUACUCUUUAGAUGCUAUGUCCUGGUGUGGACUUGACCUAUAGAAUGUUAGUCCCUCAGGCAUUUGGUGGGGUGAGGUGGUCAUCUGACUGGGGUCUGCCUGGAGGCAUAAAGAUUCAUUUCUUUGUCCACCUUAAAUCUAGAGGACAAAAGAGGGUAAACAUCUCAGGACCCUAGGGAGGUCAUUGGGUGUUUUUAAGUUAAGAGUCACAAGGAUGCAAGGGCAAAGGAGUUUCCUGAUAAUAGUUGGCCUGGGUUUCUGGGGUACAGUGCCCAUGUCACUAUGAUACGUGAAUAUCCAUCAGGAGGCAAAAGGAGGUCCAGAAAUUCUUAAGUUUAAGGUCUAAUUUUUCGUUCCAAAGUUUUGGUAUGGUUAAUGUAUGAAAUAUUGUGUAUCAAGUGCAGUUAAUAUUGGUAACAAGGUGCAUUUUAUUCUAGGUAUUAACCUGGCUAUUUGAGUGCUAUAAUUUCAUGGUUUUUUUCCAAGCUGUUAAUUUUUUUAAAAUAGCAAGGUAUGUGUGAGUUCUGGAGUGAAGAAAUUUCAUUUUAGGAUGGUUAACUACAGACCUUACUGGUCACUGAAUGGUUGUAAAUGACAAGAAAUAAUAAUUAUAUUAUAAUAUAUAUGUUGUUGUAUAUAAAUGUUGUAAAUAAGAAAUUGGGGAAAAGGAAUUGCUUUAAAUGGUAAGGAAGCCCUGAACAUUUUUAACUGACCAACAAAUUUCCUCUUUAGGAGCAGCUUUAGCCUUAGGCCAAAGUGGUUUGAGGCAAACCAUAAGAAAGGCAAACUUGGAGCCAAAGGCAAAUUAAGAGUUGGAAAAAAAAAGAGAAGAGAAAAGAAAGGAAUUGUAGUGUUAAGGUCCGGGAUUUCACCCACCACCAUGGAAGUCCAGGAACAAUGCAAACUGGCAGAGAAAGGCCAUUUAUUGAACUGAUACGUGUAUCAGUGGGAACCUCUUUCAUCAGAGUUCCGAGUUGCUUCUGACAGGCUGGGCUUUUUAUACUUUUAGUAGGCACCUUAUCUACUAUAUACCAUCCUUGGAAUUUUGCCUGCAUGUAUGGCUCUUAUCGGCUUCCUACUAUUCUUGGAACUUUGACAAUUCUAUAUUAUUGGGGUCUUCCUGGCCUGUUGUUUGACAUAUUUAUUGGGGUCCUCCUGGCCUUUAUCUGGUACCUACUGCAGCUGGCAGUUUGGCAUAUUUAUGGUUCUGACAAGUUUCUCAAGGCUGACCAGCUCAUUAGGCCUUCCUGCUAGGAUUUGGUAUAUUUACGGUUCUGACAGGUCAGCUUGUUAGGCCUUCCUGUUUUCUCAAGUUUGGCCAUUUUCCGGCCUCCCUCAGUAGAAGUAUUCAGAGUUAAAGGUAACUUUUAAGCUUUCUUAGUAAUCCUAAGUUUUGUGUUUGGAGGAAAAAUGCGAUGAGUUUCGGUUUUUUUAAGAGGUAAAAAGGAUCAUGAACUAUAACCUGAUUUGGAAUUUUUAAGGUAAAUUUCCAGAGUGCAAUCAUUACAAGAAAAGUUGUUGUUUAAAGACCAGUGAAUAAUGAUAAUUAAUUUACUUUUUAAGUGGAGAGAAUUAAUGGCUUUGUAAGCAUUAUUUCUGAUGACCUUUGGCAUAUAGCUGCUAAUAAAGAAAUUUCUCACCUGGGAAACUAAAA